UUGAGGCUGGCGGACUCAACAGAGCGAGGAAUGGGAUUAUUAUCGGGAUAAAAAGAGGAAAAAAUCUGAGUGUGAGGAUUCUCGAUCUGAUUCAAUAAGAAGAUCUUGACUGCAGGCUGGCCAGUUCAGUACCCGGACCCUUCUAUGCAGCCAUGAUGCUGUAAUUGAUGCAGUAUGUGGUUUGGCAUUGUCAUGUUGGAAAACACAAGGUCUUCCCUGAAAGAGACGUCGUCUGGAUGGGAGCGUAUGUUGCUCUAGAACCUGGAUAUACCUUUCAGCGUUGAUGGUGUCUUUCCAGAUGUAAUGAUGGAGGGAAAGAGAUCGGACUCACCAGAACCCAGCUGUGUGUCCAUGAAGAGUGACCGGUCAAUGGAACCCCCAUAUAACUUCAGAGACAGUCCUGCUGAUCUGAGAAUGAUGAAGAGAAAGAGAUCAGACUCACCAGAACCCAGCUGUGUGUCCAUGAAGAGUGACUGGUCAAUGGGAACCCCAAUUUUCUUCAGAGACAGAGACAGUCCUGCUGAUCUGAGACCACAAAAGAAGAAAUCAAACGUCAGCAGAAAGCAGCUGGAGUCCAUAUUCAAGGAGCUGGAACACAAAUUCAUCAGUGUGAUCCAGAAGGAGCUGAAGAGGUUUAAGAAGCUCCUGAGUCCAGAUUCCCCAGCAUGCUCUGAGAGGGAGGUGGAGGAUGAGGAGGAUCAGAGCAGUGUCAGAGAGGGAGUGCUGAAGAUCACACUGCACUUCCUGAAGAACAUGAACCACACAGAUCUCGCUCACACACUGCGCAACAAACACGUCUCUGUGUAUCGGCAAAAGCUGAAAUCCAACCUGAGAGAGAAGUUUAAAAGAGUUAAUGAAGGAAUCUCACAGCAUGGAAGCUCAGCUCUUCUGAAUGAGCUCUACACAGAGCUCUACAUCACAGAGGGUUGGAGUGGAGACGUCAAUAAAGAACAUGAGGUGAGACAGAUUGAGACGGCGUCCAGGAGACCAGCAACACAGGAGACACCCAUCAAAUGUAAUGAUCUCUUUAAAGACACGUCCAUCAGAAGCGUGCUGACUAAAGGAGUUGCUGGAAUUGGAAAAACAGUCUCUGUGCAGAAGUUCAUUCUGGACUGGACUGAAGGAGAAGCGAAUCAGGACGUCACCUUCAUGUUCCCACUUCCCUUUAGAGAGCUGAAUCUGAUGAAGGAGAGAAAUCUCAGUCUGAUGAAUCUUCUUCAUCACUUUUUCCCAGAAAUGAAAGAAUUACGAUUAAUAGACUGUGAUAUGAACAAAGUCCUGUUGAUCUUUGAUGGUCUGGAUGAAUGUCGACUUCCUCUAAAUUUCCAGAACAAUGAGAGAUUGUGUGAUGUGACAGAAUCAGCCUCAGUGGAUGUGCUGCUGACAAACCUCAUCAAGGGGAAUCUGCUUCCCUCUACUCUCCUCUGGAUAACCUCUCGACCAGGAGCAGUCAAUCAGAUCCCUCGUGAGUGUGUACACCAGGUAACAGAGGUACGAGGGUUCAGUGAUCCUCAGAAAGAGGAGUACUUCAGGAAGAGGAUCAGUGAUCAGAGCCUGGCCAAUACAAUCAUCACACACAUGAAGUCUUCAAGAAGCCUCUACAUCAUGUGCCACAUCCCAGUCUUCUGCUGGAUCUCAGCCACUGUUCUCGAGAGAAUGUUGGGUGAAGCAGAGAGUGGAGAGAUCCCCAAGACUCUGACUCAAAUGUUCACACACUUCCUGAUCUUUCAGAUCAAACACAAGGACCAAAAGUACCAUCAGAAGUGUGAGCCUGAUCCUCAGCAGACCAGAGCGAGUAUCCUGGCACUGGGAAAACUGGCUUUCCAACAGCUGGAGAAAGGAAACCUGAUCUUCUAUGAGGAAGACCUGAGAGAGUGUGGCAUUGAUGUGAGAGAAGUGUCAGUGUACUCAGGAGUGUGUACCCAGAUCUUCAGAGAGGAGUUUGGGCUUCAUCUGGGGAAGGUGUUCAGCUUCGUACAUCUGAGUGUUCAAGAGUUUCUGGCUGCUAUAUACACAUUUAUCUCCUUCAUCAUCAGAAAAGUAACAGAACGACAAACCACUGAUCUGUCUGAUUUCCUCAGGACUGCAGUGGACAAUGCCUUACAGAGUGAGAAUGGACACCUGGACCUGUUCCUCCGCUUCCUUCUGGGUCUCUCACUGGAGUCCAAUCAGACUCUCUUACGAGACCUACUGCCCCAGACAGGAAGUAGCGCUCACAGCAAACAGGAAACAGUCGAGUACAUCAAAGAGCAGAUCAGGGUGAAUCCAUCUCCAGAGAAAUCCAUCAAUCUGUUCCACUGUCUGAAUGAACUGAAUGAUCAUUCUCUAGUGCAGGAAGUACAACGUUACCUGAACAGAAGAUAUUCCAGUCGUCUCAGUGGAGUCAGACUCUCUCCUGCUCAGUGGUCAGCUCUGGUGUUUGUGUUACUGAACUCCGAACAGGAGCUGGAUGAGUUUGAUUUGAAGAAAUAUGACCGAUCAGAUGAAUGUCUUCUGAAGCUGCUGCCGGUGGUCAAAGCUUCCAGAAAAGCUGUUCUGUGUGAGUGUAAUCUGACAGAGGAAAGCUGUAGAGUUCUGUCCUCAGUUCUCAGCUCAAACUCCUCCAGUCUGAGAGAACUGAACCUGAGAGACAAUAACCUGCAGGAUUCAGGAGUGAAGCUGCUCUCUGCUGGACUGGAGAAUCCACACUGUAAACUGGAGAUACUGAGUCUGUGUCGGUGUAAUCUGACAGAGGAAAGCUGUGGAGUUCUGUCCUCAGUUCUCAGCUCAAACUCCUCCAGACUGAGAGAACUGAACCUGAGUUACAAUCACCUGCAGGAUUCAGGAGUGAAGCUGCUCUCUGCUGGACUGGAGAAUCCACACUGUACACUGGAGAAACUGAGGUUGUCUGAAUGCAGGAUUACAGGUGAAGGUUGUGCUGCUCUGGUUUCAGCUCUGAGGUCAAAUCCCUCAUCAAACCUGAGAGAACUGAAUCUGAACUGGAAUAAUCCAGGAGAAUCAGGAGUGAAGCUGCUCUCUGAUCUACUGAAGGAUCCACACUGUACACUGGAGAAACUAUAUCUGUGUCGGUGUAAUCUGAGAGAGGAAAGCUGUAGAGUUCUGUCCUCAGUUCUCAGCUCAAACUCCUCCAGACUGAGAGAACUGAACCUGAGUGACAAUAACCUGCAGGAUUCAGGAGUGAAGCUGCUCUCUGCUGGACUGGAGAAUCCACACUGUACACUGGAGAUACUGAGUCUGUGUGGGUGUAAUCUGACAGAAGAAAGCUGUAGAGUUCUGUCCUCAGUUCUCAGCUCAAACUCCUCUAGACUGAGAGAACUGAACCUGAGUUACAAUAACCUGCAGGAUUCAGGAGUGAAGCUGCUCUCUGCUGGACUGGAGAAUCCACACUGUACACUGGAGAAACUGAGGUUGUCUUACUGCAGGAUUACAGGUGAAGGUUGUGCUGCUCUGGUUUCAGCUCUGAGGUCAAAUCCCUCAUCACACCUGAGAGAACUGAAUCUGAACUGCAAUAAUCCAGGAGAAUCAGGAGUGAAGCUGCUCUCUGAUCUACUGAAGGAUCCACACUGUACACUAGAGACUCUACAGUGAAUUACUGACUGUCUCUACACACACACACACACACACACACAGUAAGAGUGAUUUGGUGGUUUGAUGUCUCUUUAUCCACUCCAGAGGAGAUUCUGUAUCUGAAUGUGUUGGUACAGUAAUAAAUAAAAACACUGUUGUGUGGUUGGUGUUCUCUCUCUGAAAAAAGUGGAAGAGAGCCUGCCCCUGGUGGCUGUAUCAGGCAACAGUGUUUCACUGAGAAAGAAUGGAUCCCCCCCUCCCCUUUUUUUUUUUGGUUUGAAGUCAUUUUAUUGUAUUUUCACAUGGAACAGAACGAACACAUACCGGUAACAACCCAUCUUGCAUCGGUCACAUACUGGGUCAAUAUUAGGUGUAAUUAUAGCCAACUUUGUUUUUGACCAGUGUAACCGGUGAACAACUUUAAACUGGGUGAUGGUCUGUCAUAGACAGAUUGAAGAUGAAUGAAUGUUAUUGAGAGCAUCAGCACAUCUGAUAUUUCAGCAUCCAAUUCUUCCUCCCACUUGUGUUUUAAUACUGUUAAUGGUUUCAGAUUAUCCACACGGAGUAGAGAGUCCACUGUACCCAUAGCCUCCCUGAGAUAAGGGGGGAUUUUUAGGAAUUUAUCUAGGAGGGAGUCUGGCGCUAGUGAUGGAAAAGAGAGAGAGUGGGUCGAAACAAAACUGCAAAGUUAUAAAUAUCUAAAAAAAAAAAAAAAAAGUGUGGAAUCUGUGUGUUCUCAAGUGUUCAAAACACACAAAGGCGCCGCCCACAGGGGCGUAUCACCCGCGGGGGAUGCGUACGUUUCAUCCCCCCCACUUUUGUUGAAACACAAUUUCAUCCCCUGCACUUUUGUCAGAUUAAAAUAUCAUUAUGAAAAUUAUACAGCUACUAUAAAAUGUGUAACAAGGAAGUAAACUAUUGCCAUAACGUUAGACAAAAAACAGCCACGCAACGGACUCAAAACAGUUUUUCUCACCCGACCAAUUAGCAGUUGCGUGAAUAUAAUAGCCAGUUUGCGUAGCGUGCCAAAAGCGCUCAAUAAUACAGUAUCUGUCUGCAGAGCUGCAGAGCCAACACCAGUUUUACCGCUCCUGAUUCACCGUUCCAGGUUUGACGUCGCAUGCGGUGCUUACUGUGCCUGGCUCUGCGGCUCUGAAAGCAGAAGCUGAAAGGGGUUUCAGUAGCCUCCGAAGGCUGAAACGUGGCUGCGAAGUAGCAGGACACAAACACGUCUUAAUAGUGUAGCUGUCUGUCAUGUUCAGAACAAACUUGACCUGUUGGACAGACAAAUGAUUGCUCAACAAUUUGUUUCUUAGAAGGAGCAAAGAAAAAACACAUUUGGUUGUUUCAAACACAAAUAGUGUGUCAGGGUAAAGUAAGGUUGUCAGGAUUUGUUGACAGUGAUGUUAAAUAGUAGUAGUUACUAGUUGUAAAGUCAGUUGAGGCAAGUUUUUUUAUUACGAGUGUGUGUGUUUGUACCAAGUCUACUUUUCAUGUAUUAUAACUGCUUAUCACUUUUUAGAAGAGUUUUUCAAUUGAGAUUUAAAGGCAUUUCAAAUCGAAUGAAUGUUCAAUAAUUGUUGUACAGUAAUGUUAUUUGGCCAUUAAGUGUUUGUUGUAUGUGUAGUCUAU
Messenger RNA from Neoarius graeffei (lesser salmon catfish), 5199 nucleotides. Its product is annotated as NACHT, LRR and PYD domains-containing protein 12-like. The coding region runs from base 304 to 3588 and encodes 1094 amino acids. Gene Ontology annotation, molecular function: protein binding. The transcript has 13 exons. The record is from RefSeq and is a predicted model, not a curated record. NCBI's taxonomy places the organism in Eukaryota, Metazoa, Chordata, Actinopteri, Siluriformes, Ariidae.